This is a messenger RNA of Alternaria burnsii, 609 nucleotides long. Its product is annotated as dnl zinc finger domain-containing protein. Gene Ontology annotation, biological process: protein import into mitochondrial matrix; protein folding; protein stabilization. Lineage: Eukaryota; Fungi; Ascomycota; Dothideomycetes; Pleosporales; Pleosporaceae. The transcript is spliced from 2 exons. The record is from RefSeq and is a predicted model, not a curated record. Gene Ontology annotation, cellular component: mitochondrion. Gene Ontology annotation, molecular function: zinc ion binding; protein-folding chaperone binding. Bases 1 to 609 code for a protein of 202 amino acids.
AUGCGCUCCUCUUCCUCUUUGUUACGCGGCAUCGUCCGAAGCACUGCGCCUUCGACUGCACGACUUUCCCACGCCGAGCGAAUUCCAGCGCCCGCAAAGCGCCUCUUUCACACACCGCGAACGUCAGCUGCCACACGCCCCUCGCCCAUACUAUCACGAGCGCGUGUACCCGCCACAGUCCGCUUUGAGUCAAAUGCAGCCUCCCCAACGUCGACGACUGCACCGGACUCACGACUAGAACGCGAACAAGUCCCGUCGUACGAACUCACCUUCACAUGCAAUGUUUGCAAGACACGGUCGUCGCAUCGCUUGUCUAAACAAGGAUACCAUCAUGGAACUGUCCUGAUCCAAUGUCCGGGCUGCAAGAACAGGCAUCUGAUCGCGGAUCAUCUCAAGGUAUUCUCGGAUAAAUCCGUCACAAUCGAAGACCUCAUGCGGGAGAAAGGCAGCCUAGUCAAGAGAGGCUCUCUGAGUGCAGAAGGCGACGUUGAAUUCUGGGACGACGGCAGCACCACUCCUCGCUCUGCACAAUUCCACGCCGAAUCGAAACCCAAAGGCGACAACCGCCUCGCCGAGCAGCCUGACCCAUCGAAGCCCUCGCAAGACUAG